Pomacea canaliculata is the source of this 2605-nucleotide messenger RNA. RefSeq names its product UDP-glucuronosyltransferase 2B7-like. Gene Ontology annotation, molecular function: UDP-glycosyltransferase activity. Lineage: Eukaryota; Metazoa; Mollusca; Gastropoda; Architaenioglossa; Ampullariidae. The record is from RefSeq and is a predicted model, not a curated record.
CAUGUCUGGCAUGUCCGAGGAACUAAUGUGUGCAUUAGCAUAAUCUUCACGACUUGAAUGCGUAAUAAAUAAGCCACUUGAAGUAUUAUUACAUACAAACUCAAGGACGCAGUGCAUCUAAUCACGUGAGCUGGUCUGUGGGUUUUUAAAUGCGGCCCAUCCAUCUGUCAUUAUAAAUAACCCCAGGACAUCUACCCUGCUCUCUCGCCUGCUGACUAUCAGAUUCAGAUUUGAACUUCGGGAACUACGAGUCCUCAACGUUUUGCGCCUCGUACAGGAGACAGCAACGAUUCAAGCUUAAAGUCAUUGACCUCAAAGCUGACCUCCUUAAAGGUGACCAUGAUUACGUGUCGCCUGUUCUUGUGGUUUGUUGUGUACACGGUUCUGCAAUCUGACCACAUCAUACAGGGAAAGCGGGUAGUUCUCAUGCCAAUGCCCACGCCCAGUCACACAAAGUACAUGACCCACGUGGCACAGGCUCUGGCUCAGCAAGGUCACGAGGUGUGGCUGACCAUGCCCGACUAUCUUGUUAAAAGAAGCUUUCUGGACACGACCAACUUCACCAUCAUUGAGCUGACAGCUUUCCCAAACUACGAAGAAAUUUUGAUGGAAGGCCUCGCUGAGAGGUAUUUCAACUAUCAAACAGAAGACCUACUGGUGUUUUGCAGAGCAGGGAGAGAGUUCUGUGACCGUAUCCUCAAGAAUAAACAUAUUUUCGAGCAGAUUAAAACAUUAAGACCGGACUUCUUCGUUCUCGACAAUUUGGCUUUUGUGAAAAUGUUGGCGAUAAUACCUUAUCGACUUGGUGUGCCGUUUGCCUAUCUUGGAUCGAGUUAUGAUGUAACCACACAAAGAAUACCCAUAGUACCUUGCAACAUUCCGCAUGUAAUGACUGGCUUUAACCAUCACACCACCUUUUAUCAGCGUAUUGUCAAUUUUGUACUUCAUCUUUAUCCUUCGCUGAUAGAUCAGUGUGUCUACCAAGAUGCAGUCAGUCGCUAUGCACCAGAAAUGCCUUAUCUCCCAAUAGACAUACUCAUAGCCCGAGCAGAUAUCUGGUUGGUUGAGACAGACCAUAUUCUAGACUACCCAAAGCCCACGAUGCCUAACGUCAAACUAAUUGGAGGAACAGCUACAGGUCCUGGUAAACCGUUGCCACCACAGUUCAAAGACUUUAUGGAUGAGGCCCAAGAAGGUGUUGUGAUUGUUACUUUUGGCAGCCAAGUUCUCAAUCUUCCAAAAUCAAUCACACAAAAGAUAUUGAAUGUGUUAACGGAUUUACCUUUUAAAUCCAUUUUCCGUGCAAAUGUUUCGUCACCAAACUCACAGAAGAUACUAACGUCGUCAUGGAUACCUCAGAACGACCUGCUGGCUCACCCCAACACUCGUGUGUUUGUCAGUCAUUGUGGUAAGAACGGUCAGUACGAGGCUCUGUACCACGCCGUGCCUGUGGUCGCCACGCCGCUCUUCGCUGACCAGUUCUACAACGCUGAGCGCAUGCGCGUGAGGGGGUUCUCAGAGACUGUCGACAUCAACACCGUCAGUACAGACGAGCUGCGCACCACCAGUCAAGUGGCGACCAACAAGAGCUACAAGCAGGCCAUCACAAAAGCCUCCGAACUAUUCAAAAUAGAGUUCGGUGUUCCUGUGGAGAAAGCGGCCUACUGGCUUGAUCACGUGAUGAAACAUGGCGGCGAUCACCUGCGUUCCUCGGGAAAUGACCUUCCUUUCUAUCAGUUUGCCUGCUGGGACGUGCACGGCUUUCUUCUAGCGUGUGUAGUACUGACAUUACUGACAGUCGCAUGUUCCGUGUGUGUAGUAUGCCGGUAUAUCCGCACGAAAUCAAAAAGGAAAAGGGAAUAGUAAGAAUAAAGGCGAAAAGGAUUGCAUUUUACAAAUUUAUUUCGGCGAUGUCAAACAAAUAUAAUCAUAUGCAUAUUUUUUUCUUCUUGCUUCUCGAUGGAAAUAACAUUUAUCGGGUAAUGAAUUCAAUCCAUUCCCACAAAAGAACACAUAAACAGCUUUUUAAUUAGAAAAUGUAAACUUGUAAACUAUUAGAGGCAUUAGUAUGUAUUUCUUAUGUUCACUUUUCUUCUCUUUUUAAAAAUAAAUUUUUUCUAUUUAUUUGGAUUUAUUUUGUAUUUCUGUUUCGUUUAUCUUAUAUGCCUUGAUGAUUUUUACCAUUUUCAGUACUCGAAGCUUUUAAACUAAGGUGUUUAAAUUGAAAAGUAGGUUUAUAUUUAUCUGUUUCUUUUAAUUAUUAUCCUGUUCGAAAAUUGCCAUCCAGUACAGUUUAAAGGUUUUUUUAUUAAACGUUUCAUAACAGUAAUUUUUGAUAUAAUUAUUUAAACUAGAUGUGCGAAGAAGAAAUUUUAUAACUAUUUAAUUUAUUAAAACUGGUUAUUCUUCUUUGCGAUGUAAUAUUCUGCUUAUAUUUUAUUCAAGUCAGGGGUUGUUACCUUUAGAGCUAUGUUCUUUAGAUUGUUUUGCUACUGUCAUUUUGUUGUCAAAUCAUACUGCUAGUUAAAUAUCAGCAGUUUAACGAAAAACAUACCAGGGACUCCGUUGAUUAAUAUUUUACAGCUUAUUAAAAUGAACAUUAUUU